Molecule: messenger RNA, 1621 nt
Organism: Stylophora pistillata
Lineage: Eukaryota; Metazoa; Cnidaria; Anthozoa; Scleractinia; Pocilloporidae
Source: RefSeq, a predicted model, not a curated record
AGACGUCAGCUUGGGACGCCUGCGUGAAAACGAGAUCACGGAGUAUCGGUGCACUGAUUUAUUUUUCCAAACAGUACCAGCGAUCGUGACAAAUCUAAGUUAUUGAAGGCGCCCACAAAAAAUUCCCGUCGGUGAAAAACAAGGUAGAGGGACUUCGAGCCUUGAAUAUUGCAAAAUAUCCUGUGAAACAGAACGAUUUCAUGGCGAAGAGUACUCAUUCUAGACCUCUUGGCAUGACAGAGCGGGUGCUGCUCGACAGAGAAAAGAUAAAUAAUUGGGGCACUGUUACUUCUGUGCUGCUACUAGAUUCUCACGAAGAACUGAAUCAAGACCACCUGCGGAAAGCCCUCGGUCUGCUUCCCAAACGAUUUCCUUUGCUACGGAUGCAAAUUAACGAGAGCGGCGCUGAACCAUGCUUUGAAGAAAUGGAAAACCCAGAAACAGUAGACUUUCGAGUAUUGGACGAGAUAAUGGCUGAUGAAUGGGAAAAAGGCUUCGAAGAAGAAGCAGAUGGCCCUCCAUUCAUCCUUGAAACUGGUCCUCUAUGGCGAGUGGGGCUCCUGAGAGAGUCAUUCCGCGAAGACAAAUACAAUAACGCGUUGCUGUUUACAUUCCAACAUACAAUCUGCGACGCUCUUUCCGUCUUCCAGCUUCAACAAAAGCUAGUGGAAUUUUUAGCAGCUCUUCACAAUGGUGACGAAUUUGAAGUUAAAAGCUUGCCUCUUAGACCCCCCUUGGAAUCGCUGCUAUCGAAUCGAGGUGAACCGAGCACCGGAGAGAAAGUGUUGAUUUCAAGCUUUUUCGCACUUCAACGGGCUAAAACUUUCUUUGUGAAACCAAAUAAUCUGUACCUUUCAGUUUACCCCCCUGUUGCCGACUCAAAUCCGUCGGUGAAGAAAAAAACCUGUCUCCUCGGCCGAAGUCUGUCUGAAGAAGACACAAAGUUGCUGAUAAAGAACUGUAAAGCCAACAAGUGCACAGUUCACGGUGCCAUAACUGCCUCCACGCAUCAAGCGAUCGCGCGAAUUCUCCGCGUGAAAAAACACGAUCUUCAAACCCCAGUCUCCAUCGAUUCAGCCUACACAGUCAGUCUAAGAAAAGAGUGCCAGCCAAAGGUUGAAACCUUUGAGUUUGGAGCCUAUAUGACCGCAAGUGCUUUAUCAAUUUCAGUUCCCCUAGCUUACCCCGAUGACAAAGAUGGCUUCUGGGAAUUUGCUCGCACGUGUACUCGCGAGGUACACUCGCAGCUAGACUCUGGGAAGCACCUCAACCUUUUGAAGCUUUAUUAUUGUGCUGGUAGCAAAGCGUACUGCAACUUGCACAAUUAUGAACACAAUGAAGGUCGUAGGAGCCAGGUCAUCACUAUCACUAACUGUGGAGCCCUCCAGACGAGCCAGGGAGGGGAGUGUCCGUUUAAAUUUGCCGGGAUGUACUUUGGCCUGAGAGGUGAGAGAUUGGGCCAUGUAUUUGGUAACAAUAUCCUGACGGUGGAUGGAAAACUUUACUGGGCCGUGGAAUAUUUCCCACAUGUUACCACCAAAGCACAAGCAGAAGAUUAUAUUACAUCGUCCAUGCAGAUAUUAAAAGAUAUUUGUGCGCAGUGAUGCAAUCAACCGGGAAC